This is a messenger RNA of Penicillium macrosclerotiorum, 8022 nucleotides long. RefSeq names its product putative translational activator. The transcript has 3 exons. The coding region runs from base 1 to 8022 and encodes 2673 amino acids. NCBI's taxonomy places the organism in Eukaryota, Fungi, Ascomycota, Eurotiomycetes, Eurotiales, Aspergillaceae. Gene Ontology annotation, cellular component: cytosol. Gene Ontology annotation, biological process: regulation of translation; cellular response to amino acid starvation. The record is from RefSeq and is a predicted model, not a curated record. Gene Ontology annotation, molecular function: protein kinase regulator activity.
AUGGAUGCAGUUCCAUGGGACCAGGUCAAGGCUGGGGAUCUGGAUGCCUUGCGGGUCGCGCUCUUUUCGAGCUCGACCUCGCGCAGGCUCCGGGCCCUGCAAGAACUUCGCGACAGGACCGGAACCGGAGUCCCCUCAGAAUCGCAUCAUGAUGUUUUAACGCUUCUCUUCCAAACCUAUCCCCUCUACGUCGACCGACCAUCGCGACAGGCCGUCCAACAAUGUCUCCGCACCCUCCUCCGAUCUCCAAAUGCCGCGGAACACGUCAAAUAUCUUACCGAUAAACUACGAGCAGAGGCCGGCAAGCCUGGUCUUGCCCCGGCGUCAGGAUUUGUGCUGUUGGAAUGGUGCUGCAUUCUCUUGCAGCAGGUUAGCGAAGAUUCGGCCACACCCUUGGCGAUUGUGCUAGACCUGGUUGUCGUGAGUGCCAAGGCAUUGGAGAACUGUUUCGCCCAUACACCCAAGCCUGCAGUGCGACAGUCGGCCCUCCGAGUGACCAGGCGUGCUCUCCGUGCCGUGUUCUCAUGCCCGACCUGGGGCGAGGAUGCCGUGCGCCAAUCGGUCGCUCGAUUAACCGCCGACGCGGCCGCGGGGAGCAAGAAUGCAUUGCUCUUGGGGGUUGUCUCGGGCGUGUGUGCACGACUGUCCACGAAAAAGCCGAUACUGGAGGAAUCUAAGAAGGCAAUCCUGGCAUUCUAUACCAAGGAAAUUGUGAGCUCCAAAGCUGUCGUGCCUGCACACGUGGCCGAUGGAUUGUCCGACUUCUUUACUUCGUUUGUCACAGCUGAGGAUGUGGCCACCGAUGUUGUACCUCCGAUGGAGAAAUCCAUGCUGAGGGCACCUGAAGUCAUUCUAACUGGCGUGAUCCCGCCUCUUUGUGCUGCCUUGCCCGAGGAAAUUGACCUUUCUGAGAUUGUGCAAUCCCGUCUUAUGAAGCAUCUCUUGUCUAGCAUGAAAUCGAACAAUGCGGUAAUUCGACAAGGUGCUGCUGACUCUUUUAGGUCAUUGCUUUCGCGCUGCAAAAACGAUGGCUUAGUCUUGAAAAUCGCGAGCGAAAUCGUUAGUCCUAUGAAAACGCACAAGAUUACUGCUCCCGAGCACCGUGUUGCUUAUGCCCAAGCGAUUGCCGCCAUCCCAUCCUCGGUCGAUGUCUCCAAAGACACAAUCAAGGGAUUCUGUCCUCUCUUCACCAGAGAGUCCAAUGAAGCUGCUCUUGAAGAGGAACUCAAAGCAUUCGGCAAGCAUCUUGCUUUCCUUAUUCAGUCGACCGUGAAGAUUGAUGAUGACAUUAUUAACGCUAUCGUCAAGGGCAUUUCCGACAAACGAGUCCCAUUUCGAAAGAUCUGGCAGCUCAGUGUAGGAGAAGUGCUCUGGGAGUCUGAUGUUACCUCUCUGAAACACGCUGAGAUCGAGCCCCUCGUAUCCAAAUUUUUCGCAAAGAUGAAGGAUAUGUUUGGAGAAGUUGCCUCCAACCCACUUCCUUCUGCCCAAAGCGGCGCUUUGUCAUCUGCCUACAUCUUUUUGGCUCUGUUCCAGCGCAUUUCAGAUAUCGAAGGGUCUGAAAAGUCCAUCUGGGAAGACAAGGUGGCACAGGCCAUGACAAUGGGGUCUAAGCCAUCUUUCUUACUCAACCCCAAGGUCUACUCGAAGCUGGGAGCGCAGGCUGAAUUGCAGUGGUUCGUGAGAGCACUAGCGGCUGUCACCUCUAUCACCAAGUUUAGCGAUGUCGAAGAUGUAGCAAAGACUGCAUGGGCUCAGUCUUUCAUCUAUGCUAUUACUGGGCCAUCAGUUACCACCAAAUUUCGUGAGAGGGCCACAGAGACAUUGUCCAGGGUUUAUAUGAAGGACGUGACCUCUAUCGGGGAUGUUACUGUUAAGGCGCUCUGGGGUUGGCUCUAUUCCACCCGCACGGCCGAGAAGGAGUCCGCUGCUGUCUCUGCUGGGCCUGGAAGUGAGCGUUUACUUUACCUGGUCUUAAGAUCUCUCUGCCCUACAUCCUCUGUUAAGGAAGAGUCCGGUGCUACAUCAGAAAUCGAGAAUCAACUUCUCAACAUCCUUGUUCUUAGCCGACCGGAGAUGAUUCCCAACGCCUCGUGGAUUGAUCUUUGCCUGAGAACAGGCACAGACCCAGGGAGCUUAGUCCGCAGCCGACCAGCUGAUUGCGUUCAUCAGCUGGUUCGCGUUAAUGCGGACCCUAUUCAAUCGAUUGUCCCCAAAGUCAACCCAGCUGUCUGGACUGCGGCUGCCGAUCUGGCCUUCGUAGCUCCUGAUGUCAUGAUUCCCCGUCUCGUUGAACAAAUCAAAGAAGACUUGGAUGGCGCUCGACUCUCAAAAUACACUGCCACAGAUGCUGCCAUUUCCCGCACCCCUGAGGGUACUGCAUUUAUCGAUGUCCUGAGCAGCAAGUCUAAGCAGCCCACCUUUGACAAGAGCACCAAAGAUUACGAUACAUUGAAAUGGGAAGAAGAACUCCGAGCUCAGUUGGCGGAGAAGAAAGGUCAGAAGCAAAAGAAACUCACGUCGGAGGAGCAAUCCAAGGUCAAUGCUCAACUUGCGAAGGAGGCCAAGAUUCGUGAGGAAGUUCUGCAAGAGGUGAAGCGUAUUGAACGAGGUGCUGGUAUCAUCCAAGGUCUGGCCACUGGCCCUGCUAACGACGCGGAGGGCUGGAUCAACGCUGCUGUCAGCUCUUUGCUGUCUCUUUCCCGAGCUGGCGCGGGGCUCUUUGUAGGCGAUGUGGUAUCUCGGGCGUACAUUGUCUGCUCACACGAGUUGUCUUCGCGCGUGGGGAAUCUGAGGUCAUCCGUCGGCAUUGCUACCCUGAGAGCCAUUGGCAACACGAACCUCCCUGCGGAAAUGGAAGUAGAGCAUCUUGGUGAGCUCGUAACAAGAAUUCUGUAUCGACUGCGAUUCGCUUCUGAGCAGCGACCUCUUGACAUUCCCUCUUUGGCCUAUAUCCUUCCAUUGGUCUUUCUGGUCUUGAGCCAAAACGGAAUCCAUGAGGUUAAGGGUGAUCAGGAAGGCGAGCAGGUCCUGCUUGCUAUUGAGUUCCUUUCUUUCCAUUCUAGUUCUUUCUCCGAUACUCGUCUCCCUCGACUUGAUGUCCUGCAACAUCUCCUUGCCGCCAUGCAGAGAUACACUCAACACUACAAGAUGCUUAAAGAUAUUUUGUUUGAUUUCUGUCGGUGUAUCUCGUCUAGCAUCAACGGCGAGGAGCUAGAGGCUCUUUUGCAGGGUACCAUUGUUUCAGAUGCUUCUGUUCGAACUUCUGUGCUUCAAGUGAUCGACGACGAAAUAGAUCUAACCGAUCUGGACUUUUCAGAAUACAUUUGGCUCGGCUGCCAUGAUCAUGUUGAGCAAAAUGUUGAGAUUGCAGACAGCAUUUGGGAAGAGAAUGCCUUGGAAGUUGAUGAGACCGCCUUCUCCAAGAUAAUUAAGUAUCUUGAUUCCAAGGACACUCAGCUUCGCGCUUCUGCGGCUCGUGCUCUUGCCCAUGCAAUCGAGUUUGAUAAGAGCAAAUUCGCUGCCAUUUUGUCUGAGCUGCAGACGAAGUAUGCUGAGGAGGUCAAGCCCAAGGUUCCAGAGAAGGAUGCCUAUGGCAUGCCGAAGAAGAUGGACAAUACUGACAACUGGGAAAGCCGAAGUGGCAUUGCGUUUGCUUUCAAUGCCAUGACGAUACUUUUCGACGGCGAGCAGACAGUUUCGUUCUUGCGAUUCCUUAUUGAACGCGGCCCUCUCAUUGAUAAAAAUUCUUCUGUCCGUGCUCAAAUGGCAGAAAGUGGUAAAUCUGUGAUUGCCCAGCGUGGUCAACUCAAGGUCGAAGAGCUGAUGAAGCUUUUGGAAACCACCCUCGAAACUUCGGACAAGGCGACCCAGAGCUCUGAUCUGCUGAACGAGGCGGUCGUAGUACUCUAUGGAUCUUUGGCUAGACACUUGGAGGCCAAGGACCCUCGUCUGCAGGCAGUCGUCAAAAAGCUUCUUGCGACUCUGCCAACGCCUUCGGAAACUGUACAAUCUGCUGUCUCUGAAUGCCUGCCACCAUUGAUCAGACUUUCCGGUCCCAAGACUGCAAACUACGUGCAGGAGAUGCUCGACUCUCUGCUCAACGUCAAGAAUUAUGCUACUCAGCGUGGUGCUGCUUACGGCCUGGCAGGUAUUGUCAGUGGCAAGGGUAUCUCAACCCUGCGGGAGUUCCGAAUCAUGAGCUUGCUCAAGGAGGCCACCGAAAACAGAAAAGAACCGCAUCAGAGACAAGGCGCGCUGUUGGCGUACGAGCUUUUUGCCACUGUUUUGGGCCGCACUUUUGAACCUUAUGUCAUUCAGAUUGUUCCUCAGCUAUUAGGAGGCUUCGGUGAUCCCAGCAUCGAUGUCCGUGAUGCCUGUUUGGACGCAUCAAAGGCCUGCUUCCAGAAUCUCAGCUCUUAUGGUGUUAAGAAGAUCCUUCCUACCUUGCUUGAUGGUUUGGACGAUACUCAAUGGCGUAGUCAGAAGGGAGCUUGUGACCUUCUAGGUGCCAUGGCUUACCUGGAUCCUCAGCAACUCGCUGCCAGUCUGCCGGAAAUCAUUCCUCCUCUGACAAUCGUCCUCAAUGAUACACACAAGGAGGUGCGCAAUGCUGCGAACCGCAGUCUUCAACGCUUCGGAGAGGUUAUCAGCAACCCAGAGGUUAAGAGCUUGGUCAAUGUGCUUCUGAAGGCUCUUAGUGACCCGACGAAGUACACAGACGAGGCCCUAGAUGCUCUAAUCAAGGUCUCAUUCGUGCAUUACUUGGAUGCACCCUCAUUGGCUCUGGUCGUGCGUAUCCUUGAGCGUGGUCUUGGUGAUCGUUCUGCGACGAAACGCAAAUCGUCACAGAUAAUUGGCAGUCUGGCUCAUCUCACUGAGCGCAAAGACCUCAUUUCUCACUUGCCAAUUAUUGUGGCCGGUCUCAACUUGGCUAUUAUCGACCCUGUUCCAACCACCCGAGCCACCGCUUCCAAGGCCCUUGGUUCACUCAUCGAGAAGCUUGGAGAGGAUGCCCUUCCUGACCUCAUCCCCAACCUCAUGUCUACUCUCAAGUCGGAUACUGGCGCUGGCGACCGACUGGGAUCUGCUCAAGCCCUUUCGGAGGUGCUUGCUGGCCUGGGUACCACCAGACUCGAGGAAACCCUGCCCACUAUCCUCCAGAACGUGUCCAGCUCCAAGCCUGCUGUUCGUGAGGGCUUCAUGACCCUAUUUAUCUUCUUGCCUGCUUGCUUCGGAAACAGCUUCGCCAACUAUCUCAGCAAAAUCAUCCCGCCAAUACUUGCGGGUCUGGCUGAUGACAUUGAGUCGAUCCGCGAGACUUCUCUUCGGGCUGGUCGUCUACUUGUCAAGAAUUUCUCUACCAAGGCCAUUGAUCUCCUGCUUCCUGAGCUGGAGCGUGGUCUCGCUGAUGAUAGCUACCGCAUCCGUCUCAGCUCAGUCGAACUGGUUGGAGACUUGCUCUUCAGUCUUACUGGUAUCACUGGUAAGUCGGAGGCUGACGAGGAGGAAGAAGAAGCUACCCAGGCAGGCCAGUCCCUGCUCGAGGUUCUCGGAGAAGAGCGGAGGGAUAAGGUUCUUUCGGCUCUGUUUAUCUGCCGCUGUGAUACCUCUGGCCUGGUCAAGAGUGCGGCUAUGGGUGUAUGGAAGGCCCUUGUUGCCUCUCCCAAGACCCUCAAAGACAUGGUUCCUACUCUGUCCCAGCUCAUCAUCCGCCGUCUUGGAUCCUCCAACAUGGAGCAAAAGGUUAUCGCCAGCAAUGCCCUUGGCGAUCUUAUCAAAAAGGCUGGAGAGUCGGUGCUGGCUACACUGUUGCCCUUGCUUGAGGAAGGACUACAAAGCUCGCCCGAUGUUGAUGUCAAGCAAGGUAUCUGCAUUGCUCUGCGUGAGCUUAUUACUUCCGCCACUCCUGAGGCUCUUGAGGACUUUGAAAAGGUUCUUAUCUCCACUGUUCGUGUUGCUCUGGUUGAUAGCGAUGAGGAUGUGCGGGAAGCUGCCGCCGAGGCGUUCGAUGCUUUGCAGCAGAUUCUAGGCAAGAAGGCUGUGGACCAGGUGCUACCUCACCUCCUUCACUUGCUGAGAAAUGACGAUGACGCUGAGCUGGCCUUGUCCGCGCUUUUGACCCUGCUCACUGAGCAGACCCGUGCGAAUAUCAUCCUUCCCAACCUCAUCCCUACCUUGCUCACAUCUCCUAUCUCCGCUUUCAACGCCAGGGCCCUGGCAUCCUUGGCGGAGGUUGCAGGUGGGGCGAUGACAAGAAGACUACCCAACAUCAUCAAUGGUCUUAUGGACAGUAUUAUCGAGGCCAGCGACGAGGAACUCAGCACGGAACUCGAAACCGCCCUCGACACUGUCUUAGUGUCUGUUGACGAAUAUGAUGGUCUGAACGCUGCUAUGAACGUGAUGAUGGCGCUUGUCAAGCACGACGACCACCGCCGCCGUGCUAAGGCUGCUCUUCACCUGAAGAACUUCUUCUCAGAGGCAGAAAUCGACUUCUCGCGUUAUCACCAGGACCUGAUCCGUGUCCUGCUGAUUUCGUUUGAUGACCGAGACAAGGAUGUCGUCAAAUCAGCUUGGACUGCUCUCAGCGGGCUUACUUCGCACUUGCGUAAGGAGGAGAUGGAGGUCCUCUCUAUUCCCACACGCCAGAUUCUCCGCCAGGUCGGCGUUGCGGGUGCAGACCUGCCCGGCUUCAGCCUUCCCAAGGGUAUCAUGGCUAUCCUACCGAUCUUCUUGCAAGGUCUUCUCAACGGCAACCCUGAGCAGCGCACUCAGUCUGCUCUGGCCAUCUCUGAUGUCAUUGACCGAACUGGAUCCGAUUCUCUCAAGCCGUUUGUCACUCAAAUUACCGGUCCUUUGAUCCGUGUGGUGUCGGAGCGUUCCGUUGACAUCAAAUGCGCAAUUUUCUUCACGCUCAAUAAGCUUCUGGAGAAGAUUCCUCUGGCUGUCAAGCCCUUCCUGCCUCAGCUUCAGCGCACGUUUGCUCGUGGUCUUGCUGACUCAACUAGCGAAACUUUGCGUAACCGUGCCGCCAAGGGUCUUGGUAUCUUGAUUACUUUGACCCCUAGAGUUGACCCACUCAUUGCGGAACUCAUUACAGGAUCAAAGACCACUGAUAUCGGUGUGAAGAAUGCUAUGAUGAAGGCACUUCAAGAAGUCGUUGGCAAGGCUGGUGUCAACAUGAGCGAGGCAUCCCGCACUGCCAUUCUUGCCCUAAUUGAUGACGACGCCAGCGACCAGACUGACUCUGUCGCAAUUACCAAUGCUAAACUGCUUGGUGCUCUUGUUAAGGUUCUCCCUACUGCUACUGCGGUCCCUUUGAUUAAGAAUCGCAUUCUCACGGGACACUUUUCGCACCCUUCUGUUCUGGGUUUGAAUUCUUUGCUAUCUGAAUCUCCUGCCACUCUGACGGAGAAUUUCGCUACUGAGACUCCUGCGGCGAUCUGCCAGGGCAUUGCCGACAAGGAUCCCUUCAUUUCCGACAACAGUGUACUCGCUGCUGGUAAAUAUCUGUUGUGUAACGAUGGUGACCACAGCUUUGAGACACACAAGACCAUCUUCGAGGCCCUAGCCCCAGCUAUCGCACCCGGCGGACCUUCCGAUACUCGUCGACUGACGUUGGUUGUUAUCCGGACAGUGAGCCGUCUCCACCCGGAGAUGACCCGCCCUCACCUUGCACUUCUCGCGCCUCCCAUCUUUGCAAGCGUUCGCGAUAUGGUCAUUCCUGUGAAGCUUGCCGCUGAAGCCGCCUUCCUGUCUAUCUUCUCAGUCGUCGACUCCGAGAGCGAGGUCUUCGACAAGUAUAUGGCAGGCCCUGGUGCUUCGCUCCCGCCUGGUCCCAAGCGCAGCAUGUCGGACUACUUCAAGCGCGUUGCCAUCCGUCUGGCUACCCAGGCUCGCGAGCGACGUGCUGCCGAAGGCGGCGAGGGAGGACUUGGUUUGUCCAACGAUGAAGUGGAGGAUGAGAAGGAGGUAUGGAGCAUUGGCAAGGUGGAUUUGGGUGAUGCGUUUGGAGAUGAAUGA